AUUUGCCUGUUUUCUAGAAGUUUUUUAAUAAUCUUGUCACUUGGAUAGGAUUAGGUAAUUAGAUAAUCUUUCUAUCGUAAAAAUGGCCCUUGUUAUCUGCAGAUACCUGGGACACUCCUUUUGUGGAAGUUGAUCAUUUUAAAACCACUUUCUGUGUGAAUAGAUACUGAAUGACACAAGGAGGGGUUUUGUAUUGUUUAAAGAGCCACUUCACCCCCCAAAUUCUUUGUUUAAUUCAUUUCAAGAGAUGAAUGUGUUGUCAAUCUUCAGACAGUGGAUCUGAGACACAUGUCUCAUUCCCACAACAUCAGAGGGAGUUAAUUUUGACAAAAAGUCGACUACGUAAAAGGCCUACGCUGCUCUUUACUGUGAUUCUGUCAAGUUGUAGGAGUAAAAGAUGUGAAAAAAUUAAAUAAAUUAAAAAAAAGGUCAAAUGUGGUCGAAUUAAACAAACACAGCAGCAUGAUAAUGAUUUUAAGUUUAUUCUUCAUUUGAGUGGGAAACAAUUGGGUGAAACUGCCCUGUAAUCUUUAUUAAAUUGAAACUACGUACAUACGAUUCAGCUUCUCAAAUAGUGUCAUGUUACUGUCACAACUUUAAUGAACAGUUAACAAGUUCUUUGGUGUGGAAAAUCAAAUCACCCCUGCAGUAAAUGAUGAAUACAUUAGAUACUGUGUCUAUCAAGGCUGAUGAGGUCUUAACGUGUGCUUCUCAGGCAAUAGGACACAGAGAGAAAGCCAUUGUUAGCAGCUAUCAAUAGGACAGGAAGACUUUGAUCAAGCUUCGGAAACACCCAGUCUUAAAAAAGCAGAAUUUCACCAGGAGAGGAAAGCAUUUCAGUCUUUGAAAACAGCAAACUAACAGAAACAGUUAGGCUUGUAAAAUAAGCUUUGGGCAGCUUCACGCUGCUGCUGUUUGUUGUCCAUUCAAAAGGAUGGAUACUUUGGAGGCAUAAGAUGUUCACAGAGGAGGAUGUGCAAGUGCAGUGAAUGUCUGUGUUUGUGUGUGUGUGUGUGUGUAUUUGCCUUCAGCGAAACCUCUGAUCUUUCCUGUGCUUUUUAGACAUGCACCCUACUAGUCGGUUCAAGUUGCGUGUGUUUGUGUGUGUGUGUGUGUGUGUGUUGAUGCCUGUGUGCGUGUUGGUCAUAGAGGUUUGAGGGCUUUUUAUUGACAUGAUCGACAAGUGCACAUAAGUGCCUGGGUUACUGAUUACAGGUGAUGUUGUAGUUUGCUUGUGAUAAGACUCUUGCUUUAAGCACAAAGUCCUGCCAAGUACAACAGGGCUUCAGCUACGUUAGCACAUCCCAGCCAUCCCUCACAGGACCACCGCUGCCUCUCAGGCCCACUGGUGUUGUGUUCUCUGCCUCUUUGCACUGACUGAGAGAAAAACAGCAUCAUGAGUGUAGAGUCCAAAAAAACACGUGAGGCUUGCUGCUCCAAGCUCAAGCUCUUCCUGGCCUCGCUGGCGUUUGUGUAUUUCGCCAAAGCCUUUGGUGGCGCCUAUAUGAAGAGCUCCAUCACUCAGAUCGAGAGGCGCUUCGACAUCCCCAGCUCUCUCAUUGGGGUUAUAGAUGGCAGCUUUGAAAUGGGAAACUUGUUGGUAAUAGCAUUUGUGAGCUACUUUGGUGCAAAGCUCCAUCGUCCCAGGCUGAUCGGUAUCGGCUGUGUGAUAAUGGCUUUUGGAUCGUUCAUCAUCUCCCUGCCUCACUUCCUCCAAGAUUUGUAUAAAUAUGAGACGAGUGUGACUCACAGCAUCGAUGCCAACAGCACUGAGACCAUCCUGCCAUGUCUCACCAACCACAGCAUGACUGACACAGAUGAGACACUCGAUUUAGAGCCCAAAGCAGCUUGUGAGCAGGCAGUGGGCUCAUCCAUGUGGAUCUAUGUGUUCGUGGGGAACAUGCUGCGGGGGAUUGGGGAGACUCCCAUCAUGCCCCUGGGUGUUUCCUACCUGGACGAUUUCUCCAAAGAAGAGAAUACUCCUUUUUAUUUGGCAUGUAUUAAUACAGUGGGAAUCUUAGGCCCUAUGUUUGGGUACAUGCUUGGGUCCUUCCUCGCUAAGAUCUAUGUGGACGUUGGAUUUGUGGAUUUAGAGAGUGUCAGCAUUAACUAUAAGGACUCCCGCUGGGUGGGGGCCUGGUGGUUGGGCUUCAUAGCCACUGGCACUGUGGCCCUGCUGUCCAGUAUCCCAUUCUUCUUCCUGCCCAGGUCUCUGCCCAAGCAGGGCGAAGAGCACAUUCACAACCACAUAGAACUGUCCUCAUUGGCAGAGCAGGAUAAUUUCCUUGCAGAUGAGCAGGAGCAGGAGGAGGAGAAAGAGAAGCAGGUCUCAAUCCGGGAGAUGGCUAAAGAGUUCGUUCCGUCUCUGAAACGACUCUUCAGGAACAGCAUCUACACACUGAUGAUCCUCACAUACCUGGUGGUCGUCAAUGGCUUCAUUGGCCUCAUCACCUUCAAGCCCAAGUUUCUGGAGCAAACUUAUGGCCAAUCAGCUUCCAAAGCCACUUUCCUCAUAGGCGUUCUGAACCUGCCUGCAGUGGCGUUGGGCAUCAUCACAGGAGGUUAUGUGUUGAAACGCUUCAAGCUGGGUGUCAUCGGCGCAGCCAGGGUGGCCAUUACCACCACUGUCACGUCGUUUUGUCUGCUCGCAGUGCAGGUCUUCUUGCACUGUGACAACGCAGAAGUGGCUGGUCUCACUGUGUCAUAUCAGGGGGAUUCUCAUGUGUCUUACAACCAGCAGACGUUGCUGUCGCAGUGCAAUGCAGGCUGUUCUUGCUCAAUGAAGCACUGGGACCCCGUGUGUUCCCAAAACGGCAUGACGUAUGUGUCACCCUGCCUGGCUGGCUGUCAAACCUCCACUGGCGUUGGCAGGAAUAUGGAGUUUCAUAACUGUACCUGUGUUGGGGAGAUGAUAACUCCAGGCAUGAACAUGUCUACAGUGCUGGGCCAGUGCACCAGGAGUAGCAACUGUGAUAGGAUGUUCAAAAUCUACAUGGCUUUGUCCGUGGUUGGGUCCUUCAUAUCUGCAUGCGGCGGCACACCAGGAUACAUAGUUCUGCUCAGAUCCAUACAGUCAGACUUAAAGGCCCUGGCGUUGGGUAUGCAGACACUCAUAGUAAGAACUCUGGGUGGGAUCCCGCCCCCUAUUUACUUUGGAGUGCUCAUUGACCGGACCUGUUUGAAGUGGGGUACCAAGCAGUGCGGAGGGCGAGGGGCAUGUAGGCUCUAUGAUGCUAACACCUUCAGAGUAACCUACCUAGGGCUGAUUAAUGGAUUCUACUUCCUGUCCAACAUACUUUGGGUGUUCCUCUACUUCAAAAUUGUCAAGCGACAUAAGAAACUGGCCCUAAGGAAUCAGGCCAAAGAGAACGGACUUGAGGGCAAAGGAGAGGCCAAUGGACGUGCCAGCAUCAGCAUCAGCAUCACCAAAGGCAAAGACGACACAGACAAGGAGAGCACGAUUUAAGGAUACACAGAUCGACACCUCUGUAAAAUGCAGGUGAUUACGCGUGCAGUAAUUUCCAUUGCAUUACUACUGUGCUGCACCCAGACCCGGACCAAAGGCGACAAUGGUACAGUGUCAGUGUUCUUUAGUCUUUUUAUAUAGUGGUUAUACUGUAUACUGUAUUUUUUUUUACAGCAUAUGCUCAAUAUGAUGUAUGUACAGUGCAUUGUUUUGAAUGCUAAUGUUUGUAUGAGUUACUGACAAUGUUUUGCAGCUGUGGGUGAGGGUUUGUGAGAUAGCACAGCUAUUCUUACCACUGAGCUGAGACAUGAUGAAUAAAUAAAGAGGCCUAAAGGGAUACUCCAUGUUUUUUGAAGUGUGGUUGUAUGUAUUAUCAACACAGGGGACUCUUGCUCUCACUGAUAACAUGGCUGACAGAUUUUAGUCACUUAUCAUGCCUGCUUAAGUCUACUUUAUCUUCAAAGUGUGUUUUUUAAGAUAAAGUUAGUUAAAGUUACUGUUAGGCAACCCUUUCCAUCUGAAAAGUGAAGUUUGUACUCCACCUAAGCCCUACAUCAAAUCCCAUUGAGAAAAGCAGUGAUUUAACAUCACAGCACUCAGGAGUGUUAGAUUCACUGCUGCCCCCACCAGUGAGUUCAAAUAGGUCUAUGUUAUGACUUGGAUGUUUCACAGUCUUCAUUCGGAAGUGACGCAAACUCAGUAAAUGAGGUUUUCUCGAUGGACUUUAGUGCAGGAGAGGGAACAGUUUCCAAAUGUUUCCAGCUGUCGAAUGAUGAGGUAAAGCCACAAACAUAUUCUAUAAGAUAUCGCAGGCUUAGCCAGGGGUGGAUUCUAUUAGGGUACCGUUUUGUUAAGUGGCUAAAAUCUGUAUUUCCAGCGUCUGCCCCAGCUGGCAGCUGUGUUGUGAUUGAGAGCUUGUAUCUGGGUUGACAAUACGUCAGUGCUAUACUACACGACACCUGAUAUGACUUUAUACAGAGGAUAAGGUGUAUAUACUCACUGGCACUGUGCAAAUGAUAGUGUGCAUGCAUUACAUUGGCAUAAAAGGAACUUCUACUCAAACGUUGAUCCCAAUCUAUGGUUUUUGAAAAAGAAUAUAGUCUUUUUAGUACGUGACAGGAGCCACACCGAACAACUUCUAUGUAGUAUUUUUUUUUUGUCCAUGCAAACUGAAGAAGAAGAAGAGGGACAGUGAGGCUGCUAACUUUACUCUACUAUCAGUGCUGUGCCUCUGUAACAUUAAUCGUCUAGAUAGCUCACCUUUACACACUUCUAGUUACAUCACAUCGCGCACAUGUCACACAAACACGGAAGGUCAUCAACAUUCACAUAAUCUGCUAACUCUUGUCAUGUUUGUUUUCCAAGGUUCACUGUCGUUUUGCAAAGUGGGGUAAGAGUGAGCGGAUUUCAACCCUGUUUUACCCUGUAGUUAUAGAGAGAGAGUGGAUUAUCAUCAGUAUAUACAGCACCGACAUUGACAGCUUGCUGCAAAUAUAUAAGACUGACUUUCAGUCGCAUGAUUUUAAUCCAGAUGACGAUGAUCAAAGAAUUUGACAGAAACAAAAUUGGUGGCACCCUAAGUCUUUUGCACAGCACUGGAGCUAUAGCUGGUUAUAGUUAAGCGUUAGACUAGAUUUGUAUUAAGUCCAAUAUUUUUUGUCUUAUCAUAACUUUUUACAGUUUUGUUAAUUGUCCUUGAACAAAUAUCUGACAACAUUAAAGAAAUGUUUUGAAAAUACACAA
Solea senegalensis (Senegalese sole) is the source of this 5209-nucleotide messenger RNA. RefSeq names its product solute carrier organic anion transporter family member 1C1-like. NCBI's taxonomy places the organism in Eukaryota, Metazoa, Chordata, Actinopteri, Pleuronectiformes, Soleidae. Gene Ontology annotation, biological process: transmembrane transport; sodium-independent organic anion transport. Gene Ontology annotation, molecular function: protein binding. Bases 1397 to 3466 code for a protein of 689 amino acids. The record is from RefSeq and is a predicted model, not a curated record. The transcript is spliced from 15 exons. Gene Ontology annotation, cellular component: membrane.